Messenger RNA from Pomacea canaliculata, 2772 nucleotides. RefSeq lists its product as uncharacterized. Lineage: Eukaryota; Metazoa; Mollusca; Gastropoda; Architaenioglossa; Ampullariidae. The transcript is spliced from 2 exons. The coding region runs from base 928 to 2214 and encodes 428 amino acids. The record is from RefSeq and is a predicted model, not a curated record.
AUGAGUGUAGGAGGGAGUAAUCACACAGAGCUCUAUCCACUAGCAAUCGAUCACUCUGACGGAAAGAGUGGCGCCAUCUAUGUGACCAGUCAGGUGUAUUAACUGAAGACAAUGGACAGGGGCUUGGCGAUGAAUAGACAGCCAUCAUAGCUACAAUGGAAACAUCCAUCCACCACCCCUCAUCUUCACCAAACUACCCCCACUCCUAACCUAACAUUUCUUGUCCGCUUCAUACAACCCAUCCCCAUCCUACCCCCCGUCACACACUUAUUUCCCUUCGUGUCAGUCGGAUCAUCGCACUUCAUCUCAUAUCAUCAGCGAUGACAAAUGAGAGUGACAGCCAGGUACUAUCCCACCAGGGGGCGCCAGCUACGUCUGGAGACUACAUGCUUGUCUGUCUCUUUUCGUGGCCAGCUGCCCACCGCACAGAGCUGAUCCCGUCUGGUGCCUUUCCGAGCAGAUCGCUUCAAGUCCACGUCACUACAGCCCUGAGGCCGGCAGUUCCAGCUGCAUACAGCUGUGCGUCAGAACAGCGUCAUCGUCGCCAGCACGAGGGACAGUUAACGCCGUUGUCGUUGGGACGAGACAGUGUCACUGUAAUCAGGACACAUUGUGGGACUAUUUAUCUGUCGUCGCACUGACACGGACCGCAACGGAUGUGAAAGGUUAUCUGAGAUUUCGAUCUCACCUGGAGAACGUCAGACACCUAUGCUCUUUGUCUUGGAGAACGUCAGAUAUCAUCUGACCUUUUUCACUCUUGUAUCAGACAAGCCUGUCUGCCUCUUCUGUACGUCAAGCAUCAUCUUCAGGCCAGAUUCUUUGCUCAGGUGGAGGAGAACGUCAGACAUCUUGCGCCUGUUCUACUAGUCUCAGAGGUCAGAUAACUUUCUCACCUCUUUCUCCCUCGUCACUUCGAACUUCACUGGGAUGCGUGGCUGUGAAGGUCUGCUGCUGGCCAUGGCGACUGGCAUCUUGCUGGUGUGCGAAAGAACAGUCGUAACUGAGCCACGACACGAUAACACCAUAUCACGACACGCAAGGUCUGCCAUCACUACGCCCUCCCUUCCGCUGGAGGACAUUCAGCUCGUCACAGGCGGUAACCUCCAGGCGCAGACUCCUGGACAAAGCAGGUCUGCACACUCCGAGGACACGGAGGACUCAGCCAAACGACGCAACGCUACUGCAAGUGAUGAGCAAGCUGGUCUGAAAGGUACUGAAGAGACCGAAGCCGGGAAAGCGGAGGGACCGAAAGAAGGCGAGAGGAGUGAGGAGACGAAGGAAUGUAAAGGUCAUGGCUGCACCGAGGGACCUAAACAACACGAAGCAAAAGAAGGCGCGUGCGGGGCGGGAUGCCGAGGUCAGGAAGAGGAAAGUGAGAAAGAAGAGGGCGAGGCCGGCGAGAAGGAGACAGGCAACGAGGCACUGGAGGAGCAGAUCGAGGACUUGAUGGAGCAGUACAUGCUGCGAGGCCAAAACGAUUCUCUAGCGCAGCUCAUGACCAUGUACCCGGGCCUCAACAUGUCCGCCAUCCUAGCCGACGCUAAGGCGAACGGCGAGGAAGACGAGGUAGAGGGGUCUGAGCAUAUGGGCCGCGGAGUCCACCCGCACGGACCCUUGCUGCAAGGUCUGGCCACGCAAAGCCUGGCGCCAAAUGGCUACGGCGACUACGUCAUCAUUACCCACCACGACCCCACGCCACCAGCCUCUGAAGCAGCGACACCCGACAUCAUCCGCCACCACACCGUGCCUCCGACAGACCACGCCCCGCGUCUGACAGACAUUGCCCCAACACCGGUGCAGCACCAGCACUCCCCCCAAACAGAAGGCGGCGCGGCACAGCUAGUGGCGGACAGAGGCAGCGCGCCCAGCGGCGGUCUCCAUGGAAACCAGGGUGAGCCAUCACCUGGCACCGUGGGGCUGACGACCAGCGGGACGGUCGGGGUGGUGCUGGGCACCGUGGUGCUCAGCUGGCUGCUGGUGGGGCCGGGGCUGUGUCUGGCCUGGCGCUGGGGCCAGCGGCGACAGGAGAGGAAGAAGAUUUGCCUGCAACGCGCGCAGACCGGCUCGGUGGACGAGGGCAUCCUAGAGGCCAUGGUCAGCAGCGAGCUCGGCCGCAGAGACAGGCGUCAGACUAGCGAGGACGUGCAGAAGGCCAUGACCCAAGACCCUCAAGUGCUGCAGUCUUUUCCAACCCCUGAGUCCCAUGUAGUUUAGGGCCGUGCUUUAGUCUGCAGAACACGUAGAGCUACGAGCUCAAGGGAAGAAAGUUGACGGUAACGUGAAAACGAAUAAAUGAUUUUGAUGAGAAUACAUUUUUCUCCAUCAUCUUAGAAUUAUCUGUUGUACGCGGGUGUUGCUGUUUUGUUUUGCUUUAUAUUUUUCUUAAAUCACAGUAUUGAAUUUUAUUUAGUCCUUCCUUUUACACUCGAGCUGAGCAAAACUCUAAAACCAAACAUCACUUCAUCUGUCCUCUGGUUUUGUGAUCUGUUAUUUUGAUGUCUGCUGUUCAUUGUCACAUCAACCAAGGUAACUAUAAGGUUGAGAGUUUAAACUGUAAGCGUAGCCGUAUUGUCAAUAAUAUGUUUGUUGUACCUCUGUGAAACUGUCUUGCAGGCUACAACAAAGCGCGUGCAAGGUUUAUUUCCAGGAUGAGUAACGAUGACACUAAAAUAAACAAACUGACAUGUUCCGACUCUGUGAGUAAUAUAUGUAUGUAUAACACGGGUCUCCUUGCGGAUGCAUAUGCGUCUUCGCAGGCCCUUGACAUCCAUA